Bombina bombina (fire-bellied toad) is the source of this 6269-nucleotide messenger RNA. It is a transcript of the gene BICRA, whose product is annotated as BRD4 interacting chromatin remodeling complex associated protein. Gene Ontology annotation, cellular component: SWI/SNF complex. Lineage: Eukaryota; Metazoa; Chordata; Amphibia; Anura; Bombinatoridae. The record is from RefSeq and is a predicted model, not a curated record. The transcript is spliced from 16 exons. Bases 395 to 5746 code for a protein of 1783 amino acids. Gene Ontology annotation, biological process: positive regulation of DNA-templated transcription.
UGAGAAAUCGAAAAAAAUAAAAUAUAUUUUUUUCCUUUUUUUUUUAUUUUUUAAUUUUGUUUAUGACUAAAAGGGUUCCGCGAUAUUUGAGCGCGGUGGAUGCGCUGCGCAGCCUCGCGGGUACAAUGUUAGGGAGCCCUGGGCAGGCUUUGCGCUGAACCUCUAUGUGUCUAAGCUAGUUGGGUCCUGCAUUGAGAGCCCUUGCUGGGAUGUCUGGGAAACCCCGUGCCUACUGCCGCUCAGACACCGAGCCAAUCAGGACCUGUACAGAGGUGGUGUGUGCACUGCUGUCUAUGGUGUGGAGAAGCUGAGGACAUUUCAAAGCAAAUUGGGAGAAGCGAUGCCUGUUUAAACACUGCAAAAGACAUGCCUGUGCUGCAGAAUACCAUUUGACAUGGAUGAUGAAGAUGGCCGGUGCUUGCUAGAUGUGAUCUGUGAUCCCGAAGCUCUGAAUGACUUCUUACAUGGAUCUGAUAAGCUUGACGGAGAUGACCUUUUAGACAAUGCGGGAGAUGGUUCAAGCUCCUUCUUCGUUAGUAGUGGGCUGCAUGUUCAAGAGCCUCCAGGAAACCAUCUAAAUCCUGAACCUAAUCCUCCGCCUGCUAGUGUAGACCUAGACUUUCUAGAAGAUGACGACAUUCUCGGGUCCCCGUCAGGUGGAGGCAAUAGCCUGCCCAACUCUGAUCAGACUUGUGACAUCCUCCAACAGAGUUUACAGGAGGCCAACAUCACAGAGCAGACUCUGGAAGCUGAGGCAGAGCUGGACCUGGGCUCAUUUCAGCUUCCUACCUUACAGCCGGUGGUGCAGACUGCCCCAGAUGGAACUCCCCAAAUAUUUUCUGGAGGUGCAGACCUCAUUGGUCUACAGCAGCCAGCAGUGUUGACUCAUCAAGCUUUAGUGCAGCAAUCGGUGGGAGGAGAUGGGGUCAAUAAAGCUAUCAACGUGCAACCCUUUCUACAACAAGUUGGGCUAGGUAAUGUCACCAUCCAGCCCAUUCCUAAUAUUCAAGGACUGCCUAAUGGAAGCCCAGGUGGAGCACUGGGCAUCGGGCAAAUACAGGUGGUGGGUCAACAAGUGAUGUCAAUUAAUCAGCCCGCCCAGCAGAUCAUUGCCAAGCAGGUGCAACAGACGCAAGUAGCCAGUCUUCCAGUGGGCAGUUACCUAUCUGGGGCAACCCCAGAGCAGCAGCAGCAGGUGAAUCUUGCCUCCAGUGGAGUGUCACCACAGAAUACCACCGGACUUGUGCUACAGAACAAAAUUCCAGCUGUGGCAACUACACUCAAUGGGAACUCCAUGUUUGGUGGCGUGUCAGCAGCACAGUGCACGCAGACCCUAACGGUUACACCCAGCCUUGGUAGCCAAGUUAUCAUUCAGAGGACACCCACACCCAUCCAGCCAAAACCAGCUGGUGUUCUGCAGCAAAAGCAGCUGUUCCAGAUCUCACCUAAACCUUUUGGUCCUAACAACACCACACUCACAAUACAAGGGGAUGCAUCCCUGCAGCAGCAGAAGACGCAACAGAACCUGACUUUUAUGUCUGGUAAGCCUGGACAAAAUGUUGUGCUUUCCAGCUUUCCUCAAGGGCUCCCUGCCAAUAUGUUCAAACAGCCUCCCCCACAGCAACAGACAUUAGGCAAGCCCAUGAGUGUACAACUGCUAAAUCAGGGUAGCAGCAUUGUCAUCCCAGCCCAACAUGCCCAGGCAAUGCUUCAAGGACAGAACCAGUUCCUUUUGCCCGGACAGCUGACAGGAGCUUCAGCUGUUCAACAACUAUCUGCCCUUCAGGCCAACAUGGGAGGCCAGAUCUUGACAUCCCACCCCAGUGGACAAACUCACAUUAUCAGCCAGGGUCCAGGAGGCCAACUUCUCAACCAGGCUCUUCUGGCCAACCAAAACAUUGCAGGACAACUUAACCUAGGACAGAUGCUCACAUCACAGAAUGCCCAUGGCACAGCACACAUCUUAUCAGCCCCCAUACAGUUGCAAGCUGGACAGGUUGGGCAGCCUACCCUGUUUCAGAUGCCAGUGUCUUUGGCUGGGAGCCUGAGCACACAAAGUCAGCCAUCAGUGGCCACAUCCUUAAACCAGGCAGGACAGACGGUCAUCCAAGGGGUAACAUUACCAAAUCAGGUGACCAUGUUCAACCAGUCUGAGAACUUAGGGCAAGCUGUCAGCCUCCAGCAGGCCUCAGCAGGCAGCAGCCAAAGCCCUGGUCUUGUACCCCAACCGGCUCAGCAAGUUGGCCAGGGUACCAAUAUCCUGCCCAGCACAGACCAACCCUCCAUCCUGACCGUCCAAACUGCCCAACAGCCUCCUCAAGGACAACCCCAGCUCCAGUUGAAUGUACAGCAACAGUCGCAGCCUUUAGCACCUCCGCCCCCUCAGCAGGCUAUGCCCCUCCCGUCCCAGCCCAGUCCCAACUUGGCGUCUAGCCCAGACAAAGUUAUAUUGGGCCAAGCCACUCCAGGAAACCUCAUGAGCGAGUCAAUGCAGAUGUUUCUUCAGCAGAAGGAGCAGCAUCAACAGUUUUAUGAAGCGGCUUUGAAAUCGCAACAGGAGAGUGGCCUGAUACUGACCUCUGCCCCAACGCAUCUCCAUCUCCCCCUGCCAAUCUACAGUUUGGCGGUGUCCGCCACCACCCUCAACACUAGCACCAUCACCACAAGCAGUAGUGUGCCCGCCUCCGUCAUAGUGAGCAGCAGCUCUGGCUCAGCUGCCCAGCCCAACCGCGAGCUGUCCCAGAACCUCGGAGCAGCCGCGGCGUCGGAAUCCAAGGGACCGAGCAACAUACCUCACUACUCAACCAGCCAGUCUCAACAGGCUUUGGUUUGCCAGAUUCCUCCUGGACAGCAGAAGGUUCCUGGUGCCUCCCCUUCCCACUCGCUACCUCACCCACCCAGUCCCCAAGUACAGCCCUCCUCUGGCCCCCACCUUUCACAGAUGCAGUCUCCCCACCAGUCCCGUCCCCCUUCCCAGCCUCAGCCAUUAUCACGGCCUCCCUCACGUCCCCAUUCGCGUCCUCCUUCCCAACCACAGAGCAUCCCACGCCCCCCCUCAGAGCCCCUCUCUCGUUCCUGCACACCUCAGCAGAUGCAAAACCUUUUUGUAAUCCAGAAUCAGAUCCCAUCAUCCUCUCCUCAUGGAUCUUCUCAACAUCCUCUGCGUCCCCCAUCUCAGCCUCAGGUACAAAGCACCUUUGCUUCCCACCAGCAAAUGACACCAGAGGGCCCACAAAACCUAUCAUCCCCUCAACCCCACCUUCAACUACAGGUACAGCUCAGCAGUACCCCUAAUGAUAUACGAGGGUCCUUUCCCAUCUCCUUGCACGCUACCCCAUCCUCUAGCGAUCCCCAAACGCAUUCAUUCCAGCUGCAAUUCCAUCCUCAAACCCCCAUCAAGGGACAGAAUCCGGGGCAGCCUUUACACCUCAGCUCGGAGACACAGCGCACAUUUCAGAUGACGCCAAGCCAAUUCCAGGCUUUGUCUAACGCACUUCCCCAGCAGCAGAAACACUUGUUGGACAGGUACCAACAGAUGCAAGGGCUUAUGAUUUCCUCCCAGCAACUUCCUCCAAGUACCCAGUCCUCCCCAGGUAUAAGUGGGCAGUACAGCACCCCACAACAGUCUUCUGUUUUAAUCAGUGGUCCUGGUCAACCAGUGCCUCAACUUCAUGGACAUUCCCCUGGUCAGGUUCUCGUUCAGUCAGCACCUGUUUCUCAUGGGGAUCUUUCUAAGGGACAGGCAGGAACAGGUUGUGGCUCUGCUGUCCAGCUUUCUACAAUACUCCAACAGCAGCACCAACAGCAGCAGCAGCACCAACAGCAGCAGCAGCAACACCAACAGCAGCAACACCAACAGCAGCAUCACCACCAGGCUACAGUUUUGGUCAAAGGAUCAGGUUCUGCAGCUACGGCGGUGCCUUCAGACUCGAAUGUGUAUUCCAGCCCACCAGGAAAAAUGACUGCAGCGCCUGGCAGAUCUGUUACUACGCAUCCAGUGCAAUCGCAGGGUAAAACCGGAGUGAUCAGUUCUGUGCCUGGAAUCAGUCUGGGCAAAGGUGCGCUACAGAUCCAGGUGGUUGGCAAGGGCAUUUCUCAGAUGGUGCCAACUGCACAAGUCCAGGCACAGCCUCAGUUUGAAAGUAAAUUUGGUCCCUUGAAGAAUCUUCCAACACUACAGCCCAGCAAGGAGGCAGGUUUUCUGGAACAGUUACACAAAAACCAGGGAUCUGUCUUGCACCCAGAUUACAAAUCCUCAUUCCACUCAUUUGAAGAUGCUCUGCAGAGGCUGAUUCCAUACCAUGUCUACCAGGGUUUGCUGCCAAAUACCCAGGACCUCAACAAGGUGGAUGAAGAAUUUGAAGUGGUCUCCACUCAGCUUCUGAAGCGCACUCAGGCCAUGCUGAACAAAUACCGCUUGUUACUUCUGGAAGAGUCAAAGAGGGUCAGCCCAUCGGCGGAAAUGGUUAUGAUUGAUCGUAUGUUCAUUCAAGAAGAGAAGGUGGCGCUAUCAUUAGAUCGGCAGCUAGCAAAAGAGAGACCAGAUGAAUAUGUGUCGUCCUCUUCCUCGAGGUCACAGACGUUUGUUCCUUCAGUGGCCACUGUUUCCUCGUCCCCAUGCCCAGCUCCAACCACAGAGAUUCUAAAGUCUCCUGCUGUGCAAACUUCCACCCCAAUUCAUCCCACCAAGCUUGUGAUAAAGAACAGUGGUGGUUCUCCUUCUGUCACCUGGGCCAAAUCUUCCCCAUCUUUGGAUACUGAUGAUGAUGCUCUUCCCUCCCGCAGCAAACCACCAAUAAAGACAUAUGAAGCCAGAAGUCGGAUAGGAUUAAAGCUCAAAAUCAAACAAGAGGCCGGGCUUAGCAAAGUUAUCCACAAUACAGCCCUUGAUCCUAUACAUCAGAAUCCUCCUCAACCUCUCCCACCUCCAGCUCCCCCAACAGCUCCUGUGUGCACUGUAAUAAAGACAGCUUCCCAGCCAACGCCAGCCCCUGUCCCCACUCCGGCUGGGCAGAUGAAUGGUUCUCUGGACCAUUCUUCUCCUGCUGAGAAGAAGCCCUUGGCCACCUACUGCCGUCUUCCACUACGCAAGACUUAUCGGGAAAAUGUGGACGCAUUUGUGGCAGGGAAGCCAGCUGAUGCAAGGCCCAAAACAGAUAAUAUAGUUCAGUUACCGAUCUCAACACAACCAAUAAAGCAGGAAGAUUCAUCAAGAAGUGUUAUCACGUCCCACAAGACACAGGGUGGGACAGUGACUGAAAAAGGGAGAAAUGAGGAGAGUCCAAAGUUGAUGUUCUUCAGUAGAGGAGAGCCUAAGACCAUCAAGAGCGAAGAGGCCCCACUUGGGUUGAGGAGGGAUGUCAAAGAAGAGGAGCAAAGUUAUUACCGACGGGUAAUAAAGACAGAACCUCCAGAUACUGAUACAGAGCUGAACUGGGAAGUGCCAUUUCCACCCCAGAAGAGGCUCAAGUCAGAACAGUUUGAUGUAGACAAUGCCAGCUUUUCCAGUGAUAGCCCUCAGGAUGACACAUUGAAUGAGCAUCUUCAAAGUGCAAUCGAUAGCAUCUUAAACUUACAACAGCCCCAAACUGGAGGAGCACCCAACACGCUUCUCCGCUCCUCUGCCCCACCUUCUUAUCACCACUCCUCCUCAUCUUCACCCUUCUCUUCCCCUGUCCACCGCACAGACUCAUACCUCACCCCCAACCACAAUGGAGGCCUAGGGGCAAGGACGUUAAAUAGAUAACGCGGGGACAAACUAAAACUUAUCUUGUGAGCCGUGGGAAAAAUGCAUAUAUUAACUUAGGAAAACCACCCUGGGAAAUUUAAAAUAAUGGGUGAGAAAGAUGUGAUGCAAGACAUUUCCACAUUGGAAUAUAGUAUGAGACUCGCAUUUUCGGAGUAAGCCUCAAUUUUUUUUAUGUUUAUUUGCAUCCGUCAGCGAGUGAAUCUAUUGGAAGAUUGUGUUCCAUCCUUGAUUGGAAGAACACCCUUUAUUGAUUGAAAUUCACAGGCACGUGGAAAAGAAAUUACCACUGUCCUAGUAGACAGUGUAUGUGGACAUAUCCCACCGGUGAUCUGUUGCCUUCAAAACCUCCUUUAUACUUCUCCCCCCCCCCCCCAAGUCUUACUUUAUCUCCCUCCCCCUCUUUUUUUUCAUCUCAAAACUUUCAAAAAUAAAUAAGUAGAGACCAUAACGAGAAGACAGGAGGUUAUCAAGAGAUUGGGACUGGUGAUGAUAAAAAAACGUAUUAAAAUAUUAUUAUGAU